Messenger RNA from Ambispora gerdemannii, 1077 nucleotides. Lineage: Eukaryota; Fungi; Glomeromycota; Glomeromycetes; Archaeosporales; Ambisporaceae. The record is from the annotation of a GenBank genome assembly.
AUGCAAAAGGGUCUCUCACAAUUAACAAUCGAUGUUCUUACACCAUGCCUAUUAUUUUCCCAAGUUGCCAGAUCAAUCGAUCUCGACACGCUGACGCGUCUGUGGCCACUUGUUGUUUCGUUCUUUUUCUUCAUGCUGAUGGGUGGAAUAUUGGGCGUAAUCGGAGGGAAGAUUCUUCGUUUUUCAUGUUCACAGAUAAACUUAGUGGUAAAUGGAAUAAUCUUCAACAACAUUCAGAGUGUGCCGAUUGGUUUGAUUCAAAGUAUGGCGGCCACGAAUGCUAUUCAGUUUUUGUUUGAGAAUGACAGAGAUACCCCGGAGAAAACUGUCGCCAGAGGAAUUUCCUAUGCACUGUUGAAUGCUUUGUUUGCUAAUAUAUUAAGAUUUAGCUUAGGAACUUGGCUAUUACAGAAAGGUCACACAGACGAAGUAUUAGUUAACGUUGAAGAAGCGAGUCAAACCAAUCAUACAAUAAAUUCAAUAGCGAACGAGAAUACACCAUUAAUGCGUGGACAAGAAACAUUAUUAUCAUCAUCAAUCUACAAAUGGACAGAAAACAUCUAUUUUUCAAUCAAAGAAUUCAUGAAUUUUCCUCUACUAUCCGCAAUUCUCGCAAUCAUGAUCGGAACAAUACCACAAUUGAAGCAACUCUUCUUUGAAUCUCAAUUAUUCUAUCAAUUGAUUACUCGGCCAAUCGAGUACAUUGGCAACAUUGCAAUCCCAAUGACUCUCUUGAUUCUUGGAUCACAAAUGAACAAUCUCUCCACCAGUCAAAACCGCGAAGUACUACUUCCAAUCUCAUUUAUCAUGCUAUGCCGACUCAUCGUGAUGCCAAUAAUCGGUAUAAUAUUAGUGAUAGCGACGAGGAGCUGGUAUUUUGAGGAUCCGAUGUUGUGGUUUGUGUUGAUGGUGUCUGCUAGUGGACCGACAGCUAUCAAUCUUUUGAAUAUUGCACAGAUGGUUGGUGCGUUUGAACAAGAGAUUUCCGCAUUGUUGGUGUAUUCGUAUUUGGCUUUGAUACCAAUGUUGUCGGUCUAUGUGAUGAUUUUUUUAUUUGUAAUCAAUUGGAUUAAAUAA